Molecule: messenger RNA, 2535 nt
Organism: Myripristis murdjan (pinecone soldierfish)
Lineage: Eukaryota; Metazoa; Chordata; Actinopteri; Holocentriformes; Holocentridae
Product: PDZ domain-containing RING finger protein 4
Exons: 8
Coding region: 278-2317 (679 amino acids)
Molecular function (GO): protein binding
Source: RefSeq, a predicted model, not a curated record
CCCCAGUCUCAUUCCCUCUCUCCUGUGAUGAGUGGAGCACCAGCAACCAUUUGACAGCCUCAAAGACAAAGAGCCAGUUGGGGGAGAAGGAGAGGUGAACGGGAAGGAGCUGUCCAAGUCCAGCCAUGAGGACACUGUGGAGACCCUCCGCACCACCAAGGACCCCACUGUGGUGCAGGUCAUCAGGCGAACCCCCAGUGGUCGUCCCCAUGGCCCCCCUCAGGAAAUCCAUGUGGUGGAUGUGUGCACCCAGACCGACAUCACCUUCGAACACAUCAUGGCGCUGGCCAAGCUCCGGCCUUCCACCCCCCCUGUGCCUGACAUCUGUCCCUUCCUGCUCUCUGACAGCUGUCACUCUCUCCAGACAAUGGACCAGGAAUACUAUGAAGGGACAGACUACCUCUCCCCCCUGCCCGCUGACGGAGACAGGACCGAGGAGUUUGAGUAUGAGGAAGUGGAGCUGUGUCGACUGAACAGCCAGGAGAAACUGGGGCUAACACUGUGCUACAGGACGGAUGAGGAAGAUGACGUAGCCAUCUAUGUCAGUGAGAUCGGCCCAAACAGCAUUGCUGCCAGGGACGGCCGCAUCCGAGAAGGGGAUCGCAUUUUACAGAUAAAUGGCCGAGAUGUGCAGGACAGGGAGGAAGCAGUGGCUGCGCUCUCCAGUGAAGAUUGCAGGAACAUUGUGCUGCUGGUUGCCAGACCCGAGAUGCAGCUGGAGGAGGCGUGGUUAGAUGAUGAGCAUAGUGAGUUCCUGGAGCAGCUGAAAAUGGAAAUGUUGGAGGAGCAGCAGAGGGAGGAGAUGGAGCUGGCUGCCCUUCAGGAGGAGCAGGAGAAUGAACAGAGAGCAGAAGAUGACACGCCAACCUGCUCCACACUCCCUCAUCGUAAGGACAGUGCAGUAAGUGUGAAAAACAGAAGGGAGAGUUCAGAGCACGACGUUCUGGCCCAUAUCCAGCGACGGCUUUCCCAGUGCCUGAGAGACAACCGGGACACACACCGCAACCCAGCCUCCACACGGCUGGAGGACGAAGAGGAUGAGGAAGACGAUGACACAGAGAGCGACCGUUUCCAGCAGCUUUUGGAGCUGAAGUGUCAGAUUCGUAACAGUGGCGAGUACGACCUCUUCUACAGCCGCCGCAGCACCAUCGAGUGCAGCAUGGGGGAGCAGGGCGGUGUGCAGCGCGAGUUGCGCAUGCUCAACGAGGAGCUGCGCAGCAUCGAGCUGGAGUGUCAAAACAUCAUGCAGGCCCACAAGCUUCGAAAGGGCCAGCAGUCUGCCUCCACCGGCCGCUCUGUACCUUCCACCAAGGACCAAAGCCUCCGCUGUGGAGAGUCAACCAGGGGCAAGCUGGCCGACAUUAACGAGCGACUGGAGAAAUCAGACAAGGACAGCUCCAGUGCCUACAACACGGCAGAGAGUUCACGGAGCACCCCUCUGGCCAUGGACCGCUCUCCGGAGCAUUCUCUCCAGAGGAUGGUCAGCCUCACCAACCAGAGGAACCUCUGCAGCAGCCUGGCCACAGGCCACUCUCUGAGCCCAAGCCCGAGCCCCACACACCGAGCUCCAGGCCCCGGCAAGAGCAGUAGCCCUGACCACAGCAACCCCUCUGAGUCCGACCAGACACCUCAGGCAGAGGAGGAGAGGAGAGGGAAACUAAAGCCCCGCACCUCCCAGAUCCCUUACUUCUCCCCAUCCUACAGUUCCCAGCAAAGGCAGGCCAACAUCCCAGCUCAUGCCCGCCACUACCAGAGCUACAUGCAGCUCAUACAGCAGCGUUCAGCAGUCGAGUACGCCCAGAGCCAGCUCAGCCUGCUCAGUGUCUGCAAAGAGCCCCAGCGACCCGCCAACGAGCCCAAAAUGGAGUGGAAGGUGAAGAUCCGCAGUGACGGUACACGCUAUAUCACCAAGAGACCUGUGCGAGACAAGAUCCUUAGGGAGCGAGCCCUUAAGAUUAAGGAAGAGCGUAGUGGGGGAAUGACCACAGAUGAUGAUGCAAUGAGUGAGAUGAAGAUGGGGAGGUACUGGAGCAAAGAAGAAAGGAAGCAGCACCUGGUCAGGGCCAAGGAGCAGAGGAGGAGACGAGAGUUCAUGCAGCGCAGCCGACUGGAAAGCCUGAGAGAGAACCCUCAGAGCAGCAGUGAGGGUCGCAAGGAAGUCAGUAUUAUUGAGCUCAGCCAUAAGAAAAUGAUGAAGAAACGCAACAAGAAGAUCCUGGACAACUGGAUGACAAUCCAGGAGCUGAUGACUCAUGGUACCAAGGCCCCUGAGGGAGCCAAGGUGCACAACGCCUUCCUAUCAGUCACUACUGUAUAAAAACACAAACACACAAUCUACCCCAUGCGGUAUAAUAUACUUGCCUCGUUCAAUGUGGCGUUUUUAUGAGGACAAUAGUAAUAUUUUUCACUCUUUGUAACCCGAAAAGCAUUUUGUAAAGAAUUUUCAUUUUCUUCAAGUGUUUUUCAGCAUUGUUUUUCAUGUCACUCUCCCAGGAAAAACAUUUUUCUACAAAAUUAUGACAAUACAGUUAUUUU